Molecule: messenger RNA, 9628 nt
Organism: Anolis carolinensis (green anole)
Lineage: Eukaryota; Metazoa; Chordata; Lepidosauria; Squamata; Anolidae
Gene: sipa1l3
Product: signal induced proliferation associated 1 like 3
Exons: 22
Coding region: 2116-7227 (1703 amino acids)
Biological process (GO): regulation of small GTPase mediated signal transduction; epithelial cell morphogenesis; establishment of epithelial cell polarity
Cellular component (GO): Golgi apparatus; cytoplasm; plasma membrane
Molecular function (GO): GTPase activator activity; protein binding
Source: RefSeq, a predicted model, not a curated record
CAAACAUAUAAGGAAACUGCAUUUUUGGAGUGACUGAUUGGGAGAUUAAAUAAAUAAAUAAAUAAGGAUUUUCUGAUUUUUCAGCCAUCCCAGGGACCUUCUCUAGUGCCUCUGGGCCACUGUUUCCUGCCAUUUGCAUACAGUUACAUCUUAGGAACACACACAUAUAUAUAAUUUUUUCUUGACAUCACUGCUUCAUGGAAUAACUGUGUGCUUGUGAUUGCGUACAUUAUUUUCUAGCUUCUUGAAUAGAAAGGUAUUUGCAGUGAAGCUUCCCCUUGUGAGCAGAGGAAGAAUCUAUUGUACAUUGGCAGUCAAAGCCGAAUUUAAGAGCUCCCUUCAGCUCUCCGCCUCUGUUUCAUGGUAUUUGCUGGAGAAAGGCAAUAAGACAAAGUAGUUAGGGCAUGGAGGAAGGCCAGAAACAUUAAAAUAGCCCUUGUUCUCACUAUGCACAUGGUUGGUGGCAUAGGAGAACUCAUUCAUCACUAGGGCCAAGGAGAAGCACUUCUGUUAAGCAUGCUGUUAUGAAUCACUCUAAUAGCAGUGCAAAAACAUCUGGGGGAUUUAUUUCACUGGGGUGGGACUAGAAGGCUGUGGCGAUGUAUUAACAGCGUUCCCACCUACAUACUGACUAAGUCCAUUAGAAUCAGGCCACAAGGGUCGCAUCACAGUAACUGCGCAUUAUCUCACUUUUGGGUCAUGGCCAACAUUUUCUCUCAUUUUUCUCGAAUCAUUGCGGCUUUUUCAGGAGACUGCAGCAUGGAUUUUGUUGGAUUUUCCCCCUAAUGCAAAAAAAGAGAGAGAGAUAAACAAAACAUUGAAUUAUAAAGCAUAGUUACAAGCCAUCUGAUAUGCAAAAGCACUAUCUUGUGUUCUUGUGCUACCUCGUCCUUCCUGGAAACUGUCCAUUGAGCAAUUCCGCAGGUGCAGUGGCUUCUUGAACCAGGUCACCUUUGUGGUCUCUUCCAGCUCUAUGAUUCCAUGUUUGUGUCAGAAAGAUUCCCUGAAUCUGGAAGUAGGCUUUAUGUGUCUUAAGACAGAGGAGGAGCCUCGUUGCUCUGGUGGGAUCAACAAGAUUUGGGGGGUUUGGCUCAAGGAAGUCUGUUUCUCUAUUUUGUGGACUAAUUGUAAGCUCAGACCAAAAUCAUCACUCCUUUGGGUGUUUGGGAGGGCAUAUAUAAUUUUUAAAAGGCUAAUAAAAUUAAAAUAUUUGUUGGGUUAGAAGGACCACAACAUGUGGAAUGUCCAUCCAUCACAAUUCUGAGUUGACUGCUGCUUUUCAUUUGCCUCCUGGUCUAGCCAAUGCUGUAAAAAAGCUGGUAGAAACUUCUUGUUUAAGAGCCUUCUGGUUUUCACAUACCUUUUGAUGUAUUAAUUAUUCUCAUGCUGUGCUGGGCAGAGUCAGCUUUCUGUUGCUGAGGCAUAUGUUUGUGUUUGCAAGAGCCAGUGGGUUGGGGAAAGAAGUGGGUGUUCUCCAAUUAUCCGACUGUUGAUUUUACAGCCCUGCUUUGUAGCUUUCUUAUCAGGAAGGAGGAAGGGCAGAAGUGUGGGCUGCAUUUUUUCCAGGCUUCCCAUGUGACUCUGAAGUCAUUCUGCAGGACCUUUGGUUCCUGGUGAAGAAGGUGGUGACCAAGAGCAGACUUUUCAUGUUGACUUUUGCCUCCUACUCAGGUGUUUUGUCCCUUUACAACCAAGGAGAAGGAAGAAGGAGGUUUUCUCAUUGCAGCAUGCAGCGUUUUCUAUUGGGCAGGAAUGUUGUAAUGCCUUGGGCAGGUAUCUCUUGGGAUCUAUUCUACCAUGAGGACAACAGAUUAAAACUGGUCUUGAAGGAUGUCCAAGGAUUCAUUGCUGCAGUUAAUGUUUCUGAAGUAGCCAGGAACAAAGGAAAAAGAAUUCAAUUCCAGCUCUCUUUUUACUGAAUGUUGGCACUUGAGGAUUAUUGCCAAAUCUUGCAAUGGCUGAAUGUCGUCCUCCAGCAGGAAAUCCUAAGGCAAACUCUUUCAGGCUGGCAUGUCACCACUCCGCCACUCCCAGCAACGGCUGAGGCCUGUACGCCCCAAUGGAGGUGAGCGGCGCCUUCGCAGAGGGAAUCAAAAUCUGCACCGCUGUUAGACUAUGACAUCAUAUCGACCAGUUCAUGAGAGCGGUGACAUUGGGGGCCCCGGCCUGAAAGGUGGCGAUUAUUACUCUCCUGGAUUCUGGGCCCAGAAUGGCUGCUCCAUGCAUGCAGAUGGCUCUGCUUCUUCGCGUCCCAACGCGACGACCCCAGCCAUGCCAAAAAUGGGGGUGCGGGCCAGGAUUGCCGACUGGCCCCCCAAGAGAGAGGGGAUGAAGGAUCCUAGCACUUCUAGAGACCUAGAGACCCCCACCUCUGUGCCACGGGGUUUCCAGAAUGGACAGUUUUCAAGUGGGGUAACAUUCUCUUCGGGGGUCAGAGGCUUCCAGCGCCUGGUCCGGAGGAGGUCCAAGGACACUGAGUUCCAGGAUGGCUGGCCACGGUCUCCUGGGAGGGGUUUUCUGCCACUACGGAACCGAAGCAGUAGCGAGAUCACGCUCAGCGAGUGUGACAUGGAAGAGGCUUUUGAACCACGGGGGGUCAGGCUCUCUAGUGGCUUGCCCCUUUUCCGGGAGUAUGGGAGCACCUCUUCAAUCGAUGUACAAGGCAUCUCAGAGCAGAGCUUUUAUGAAAUGCUGAAUGAGUUUCGCAGUGGGACAUCUGUAGACCAGCCACCACCACCAGACUCCUUCAGAACUUCCCGAAGCACCAAAGCUGAAGCUAGGAACGAUCAGGAUGAGUAUCCCCUUCAUCACAAGGAAAAGUCCCGCAAGAAAGGCUCCAAAGGAGAGGUUAUGGGUAGCGAUUCGAUAUUUAGAAAGUUGCGGAACGUCCGAGGUGAUGGUGAAUCGAGCAAAGCUUUAGUGGACGCCGAGGAAGGGGUCCGACCCUGGCUGUGCCAAAAGAGCUUUGCACACUAUGAUGUCCAGAGCAUGCUUUUUGACCUCAACGAAGUGGUGGGCCGGCGAGCCUAUGUGGCACAACGGAGGAACACUACCACCGGUGCAUCGGCUGCAUCCACUACAGCCUCCCGGUCCUGUGGGUUAACAGGAUUGGAGCCAGCACCUUCCUUCAUCAGCACUGAUGACCUGAACUAUAAGGAGAACUUGGACCAUGACCCUGGGGACAACAAUAGCAACGACCUUCUGCUAAGCUGCCCUCAUUUCCGCAACGAAAUUGGUGGCGAGCAGGACCGCAAAGUCAGUUUCUCUCAGGCCUCAACUGUUUCUCCAAGUGGGGGAAGCUGUGGAGAGGGCAACUUUGCUGAGGUUUCUCCAGCCACCUACUGCACAAAUGCCAGCCUUUCUGUGCUGGAAGUCCCAAAGGAGCUCCAACGCAACAUCAGCAGGCUGAAGCACUACAGCAUUGAGCAUGUGGACUUGGGGGCCUGCUACUAUCAGGACUACUUCUGUGGCAAAGAGCAUUCCAACUACUUUGGGGUAGAUGAGAAGCUGGGUCCUGUGGCUGUGAGCAUCAGGCGAGAAAAGCUAGAGGACCACCGGGAGCAUGGGCCUCAGUACCAGUAUAGGAUUAUAUUCCGCACCAGUGAGCUGAUAACCCUCCGCGGGUCCAUCCUUGAGGAUGCCACGCCUACAGCCACCAAACAUGGCACCAUCCGUGGGCUCCCUCUCAAGGACGCUCUGGAGUACGUGGUUCCUGAAUUGAACAUCCACUGUCUGCGACUGGCCCUGAACGUACCCAAAGUGACAGAGCAGCUACGCAAGCUUGAUGAGCAGGGGCUCUGCCGGAAGCACAAGGUGGGCAUCCUGUAUUGCAAAGCCAACCAGAGCUCGGAGGAAGAGAUGUACAACAAUGAGGAGGCUGGACCUGCUUUCGAGGAGUUCCUGGCAUUGCUGGGAGAGAAGGUGUGCCUGCGAGGAUUCACCAAGUAUGCAGCCCAGUUGGAUACCAAAACUGACUCCACAGGAACCCAUUCCCUUUAUACCACUUACCAAGGCUAUGAAGUCAUGUUCCAUGUGUCUACAAUGCUUCCUUACACCCCCAACAAUAGGCAACAGUUGCUCAGGAAGAGGCACAUUGGGAAUGAUAUCGUCACCAUCAUCUUCCAGGAGCCAGGAGCACAGCCUUUCACCCCCCAGAACAUCCGUUCCCAUUUCCAACACGUCUUCAUCAUUGUCCGGGUCCAGAACCCUUGCACAGAGAAUGUUUGCUACAGUGUGGCAGUGACUCGCUCCAAAGAUGUCCCACCUUUUGGGCCAGCAAUCCCCAGUAGAGCUGUUUUCCGCAAAUCUGACAUCUUCCGGGAUUUCUUACUGGCCAAGAUGAUCAAUGCCGAGAACGCAGCCUAUAAGUCCGAUAAGUUCCACACCAUGGCCACUCGCACACGGCAGGAGUACUUAAAAGACUUGGCUGAGAACUGUGUGACCAGCACUCCCAUCGACUCCACCGGGAAAUUCAACCUGAUCUCGCUAACCUCCAAGAAGAAGGAGAAGACGAAAGCCCGGAUUGGGGCUGAGCAGUAUAGCAUGGGAGCAAUCGCUUGGAGAGUUCUGGCCCAGGACUACAGCCAGGGCAUGGAAAUGGAAGCUGUCUUGGGCAUCUCCAACGAAUUCAUUGUGCUCUUGGACCUGGGUGCCGAGGAAGUGGUAUUCAACUGCUUUUGUGCAGAUGUCAUUGGCUGGACUCCAGAUAAUUACAGCAUCAAGAUUUUUUAUGGACGAGGGGACCAUAUCUUUAUCCAGGCCAUUGAUGGCAACACCGAGAACAUCAAGGAGAUUGUGCAGCGGCUGAAGGUCAUGACUUCUGGCUGUGAGACCAUUGAAAUGACCCUCCGGAGGAAUGGACUGGGGCAGCUGGGCUUCCAUGUGAAGUUUGACGGGACGGUGGCAGAAGUGGAAGACUAUGGCUUUGCCUGGCAGGCGGGGCUGCGGCAGGGCAGCAGGCUUGUGGAGAUCUGCAAGGUGGCCGUGGUCACACUCAGCCAUGACCAGAUGAUUGACUGGCUGCGCACUUCGGUGACAGUGAAGGUUGUCAUAAUUCCUCCUCAUGAUGAUGGCACUCCUCGCAGGGGCUGGGCUGAGUCCUUUAAAAUGAGUACCAUGGAGCCCAAGAUGGAGCCCGAGAGCUUGCCAGUUGGUUACCGACCUCCAUACCGCAGUAACUCCGCCUGGCAGUGGAGUGGGUCUGCCACUCAUGGUUCCUCUCAGUCUUCAAAGUGGGCAGAGCAGCCAGCAUCGGGCCAAUCCCAGUCUCUCACCAGGACCCCCAAACAGAGCACCAUGGCUCCUUACCGAGAGUCACAGCCCCCGCAUGGCAAAAGGCCAGUGAGCUUCCCAGAAACCCCCCAUGCUGCGUCAUCCUCCCAGGGCGAAACAGAGAGGAUGCAGGCAUACCGGCAGCCCUCGAGCAGUUUCUCUGUGCCUGGAUCUUCAGGAGCAGCCUAUGGCCGGUUUAAGCCCUCGCCAGAAAGCUCUAUUCACAGAUACGCAGGCCCCCAGCGGUCCUUGAUGCCGUUUGAUUCACUCUAUGCCCACGAAGUGACUUCCAAUGGAGGGGACUCCUCCUCAUCUGGACUAGCCAGCCAGGAGAGCACCAUGGAAAAGCCCAAGCCUGAACCUCUUUGGCAUGUGCCAGUGCAGUCCAGGAUAUCUGCAACUUCUGGAAGCAAGCGAACAAGUCGACAUGAGAUGGCAGGCAAGGAUUCUCCCAACCGGCAUGCCAAGGGUGAAGGGCAAUAUUCAAGCAGCCACUCCAGCAGCAACACCCUCUCCAGCAAUGCCUCCAGCAGCCACAGCGAUGAGCGCUGGUUUGACACACCAGAUCCUGUUGAAGCUGAUCCAGACCCCCUGGCCAAAGGGGGCUCCAGCGACAGCGGCAUUGACGCCACCAGUGCCAAGUCCUCGCAGAGGGACAAGCUGCCCAAGUCCUCACCCCCCUUUGCAUCCACCCAACACGAGGCCAGCGGCAAGAGGAAGGAGCCCUCCAGUGGACAGGGCUGGGGCUACCGGACCAAGGGCUUCAGCAUAGGGUCUGGCAUGCCUGCCAGAGGGGCUAGCAGCAGCAUUAAUGACCACCUCAAGCAAUCUAGCCACAAUAACAGCAACUCCAGGGCAACCUAUCCUGCUCACAUAUACAAAAGCUCCAUGGUGGAAGCAUCCCGGGCCCCACACAUGUCACAGUCCAGCUCCUUCCAGCUCUCAGCCUCUGUUCCCAAGUCCUUCUUCUCCAAGCAAAACAGCAGAAACAAACACCUGCCAGCUGGGUGGAAGAAGAACAAUGAAGAUACCCCCGCAAGACCGAUCGCCUUCACGGACCCAAAAAAGCAAGUGGACCUGAGCACCAAGAACGUCUUUGGGCAGCCCCGACUGCGAGCCUCCCUGCGUGAUCUUCGCUCCCCUCGCAAGACCUACAAAUCUUCCAUUGAGGAUGACCUGAAGAAGCUGAUCAUCAUGGACAGCAGUGCUGUUGAGCAGCAGGAGAGGGAUUUGUCCCCACAGAAGACGCUCCAGAGAACCCUCUCAGACGAGAGCUUAUGCAGUGGACGCCGUGAUGGCACCUACGCCAGCGCCUACUGCUUUGAGCAACCCCUCGCCAGCGAUGUCCUCUUCACCAGCACCUACCCCUCCAGCACCCUCCCCGUGCGGAAGCAGCAGCAGCAGCAACACCAGUCGCCCAACAAUGGGAACCUCUCUGAGAAGAAGUCUAACAUCUCAGCCUCGGAGCUCUCCCUGAGCGACACACGGGACAAAUCUCUGCGACGCAUUGAUCCCGGACUGAUGCCACUGCCGGACACAGCCACAGGCUUGGAGUGGUCAAGCUUGGUCAGUGCUGCAAAAGCCUACGAAGUCCAGAGAGCGGUUUCCCUCUUCUCCCUCAAUGACGCUGUGCUGAGCCCCGACAUCCCCUCUGCCCACAGCCCCGUCCUCGGGCACCUGAGUCUGGAGAGGCAGCCCACACCACGCACAACACCCACCAUGAGUGAGGAACCUUCAGCAGAUCUGACUGGCAAGGUCUACCAGCUCGAGGCCAUGCUGAAACAGCUCCACACCGACUUGCAGAAGGAAAAACAGGACAAGGUGGUGCUCCAAGCGGAAGUGGCCAACCUCCGGCAAAACAACCAGCGGCUACAGGAGGAGUCGCAGACGGCCAAUGAGCAGCUGCGCAAGUUUGCCGAGAUCUUCUCCAACGCCGUGGAGAAGAAGGAGUUGUGAGCCGGCCGUGGGACAGGGUGGGCUGCUGCAGCUGGUUUAGGAAAAGACGGCAGUGGCAGAUGAGUGUGGACUCUUCCCCGGAACCAAACGUAUUGCUUGCUCUUCCAGGAGAGGCUUUUCUUUCCAUACGGCGGUGGCCUCAAGUGUCUUCUGCCCUCCCCUUAGACAGCUCCUUUCCUGCAUGGACCAUGGCCUCGGGUUUUAUGCCACUCUGUAUUGAGUAACAUGGAUAUUGAGGUUGGAGGGGGAGCAAAACUGGUGUUCAGAGUCAAGCACAGCUUGCCAACAAUGCCUGAACAGCGUUGAGGACAUCCAGGUUUCAGGCUGGCAUCGUGACACUUAAUGUGACCGCACCGCCGGAAGCAGCGGCACAGACCAGGCCAGCCCGUCUGGGCCACGCUUAUCCUUGCAAGUGACCGCCAGGGGGCGCCUUGGCGUUCCAGCAGACUGGAUCGAUUGCCAGAGCACAGCCGAGAGUCAAAAAGAGCACUUUCUCACAACUAAAUUAUUUUCUAGAGAAUGCAAGGUUGGGAGUGGCUCAGGAAGUUUAAAAAUAUAUAAAGUUUAAAUGUAUAUGUUCUUUAUAAAACACUAUAUUUGUAUAAAUGGUACUGUUUGUAAUUUUUUUUUCUAUGAGAUUUCUGUGCAUGCACCUGAAUUCAGCACACCGGAUUUGUCCCCAGCCGCAGCAGAGAUGCAAAACCCAGGCUUGGGGGAGGAGAGACAAGUGCCCUCCUUGAGCUCCCUUGGUGCCAGCAGACAAAUGAGGCCGUAGACUUUGCUGGGUUCUACGGGUUUGCCCCAGGAAAUCCCACUUGCCUGUUCAUUGGCCUUCAAACUUGCUGCUUUUGGGGAAACGGGCAACACCAUUUUCUCUGUGGAGAAUGGGGAGGGCAGCUCUUUCACCCUUCAGGCGUGGUCUCCGAGAGCACCCUUCCUGCCAUUUGUGUUUUCUGUGAGCUCUCCCGGUGCACUUCCUUCUUGCAAUCAAGCCAUGUUUUUCCAUCUCUGCUGGGCAGGGACAGAUAUGCCACCCAACAGGGCAUGCCAGGGGCACUCAUGCGUCCACGUGCAGCCCUUCUGCAAUAAGGCAGCGGCUGCUACUUCCGGUCUGGUCUGUAGUGAAAUUGUGGCUUAUGUUUGUUUGGGUUUGUUUCCUGUCAUGUGUUAAAGCAUGUUGUUGUUUGUAACUGGCAACACGGUCCUGCUUGGGGACGGGAGGAGUGUGUGUGGCAGAUUUAGGGGCCCUGAGACUCAAAGGGGGCAAAAAGGCAGCUUUCAAUCAGUACCAGAUGACAAGUUCCUUCUGUUUUCCAGGUCAGGUGCCCUGAAAAGCUGUAGAUUGAUGGAGGAGGAAGCAGCAGAGACGGGAAACAUAGGAAGGCUAGGAAACUGGGAGUUCAGCUUGACUCACAGCUCCCUUCGUUCCUUGUUUAAUCCAGACUUGAGCAAAACCAGCGUCUGAACUAUGCAAAAACCCAGACUCUGGGACAACUUCCUAGUUAGGGAGGCUGUCUUUCUCCUCUGCCUCCUUCUUGAUCCUUUCUUUGGAUCUCCCAGCCGUGUGAACUGCUGCAAGUUCACAUGAAUAUUGGCAUUGGGAGAGGGGGCUACUUCGCCGUUGCCAGUACGUACUGGCUCAGAUUUGCAGACAGCUGCACCAUAUAUGUCUUAACUCAGAAGGGUGCUGCCUGCUUUCUGUCCCCAUCAUCAGGAAAACCUUCCUUGUCCUUCCCCAAUGGAGUCUUUCUUGCUCAGUGCGUCUCCGUCACAGGAGGCUUCAGCUUUUCACCACUGUCCCGGUAAAAUGGAGUUUUCAGGGUGGGGAAGAAGCCACAGGUCCCGUUCUCAGUGUUAGUCCUAGGCAAGCUGCUCUCCCACACUAGUUCCUUCCUGUGUUUUCCGUUCCACAAAAUCGUCCUCCCACAACAGCCACAAAUGGAACAAGCAGCACCCUAUCCAAAACGGUUUCUUAAUUUUAUAGUGGAGUCUCACACAGAUUUGUAUGGACCUGUCUCCCCUUAUCCCUUGUUUUUAUUUGAAAUUACGUCCCUCCGAGUGUCCUUUUCUGUGACGUAGGAGAAAGGCUUUCCCCUUUUGCCGGCAGGUUCAAGGGGAGCCGUCUCUGGUGUGUUUUGUUUUUGUCUGUCGUGGUGUGUGUGUGAAUUUUAAUUUUAUAAGAAUCUUCGCAGAUCAAAUCUGUCUUAUUUAAUUUUUUUCCCCUUGGUCUUAAAAUAAAUGCUGAUAGGAAAGAACCAGCUUUUGUAAAUUAAAUCCUCUCCUUCCCCAGUGUAAUUCUCUGGAAUCUUCAACAAUAAUUUGGGGUUUGUUUGUUUUUUUGGGGUUUUUUGGCACGCCUCGAAAUGUGGAAGGGACAUUGAAAUAAAUGUUUCAUAGAAAA